AAACAGACACAGUGGAGUAAAGUAGAGUAGAAGUUCGACAGAAGUCCUGCUUCAUCUCCUAAAUACAGACAAGAUGGAAAACGCAUCUAUCGACAGUUUAAUUCUGAAGCUCCACGAUGUGGACGCGGUGAAGUUUGGGGAGUACAAGCUGAAGAGCGGCAUGAUGACACCCAUUUAUAUUGACCUCAGGGUGCUCGUGUCCCACCCCAAGCUCAUGAACCAGGUUUCAAGUCUCAUCUACGAGCGAGUGCAAGAAGAGGGGCUUCAGUUUGACUCUGUGUGCGGGGUCCCAUACACAGCCCUGCCUAUGGCCACAAUCAUCUGUUCCAGACAUGAACUGCCUAUGCUCAUCAGGCGAAAGGAGGCCAAGGACUAUGGAACCAAGCGUCUGGUGGAGGGCUCAUUUCGGGAGGGGGAUAUAUGUUUGAUUAUUGAAGACACUGUGACCAGCGGCAGCAGCAUCCAGGAGACCGCUCAAGUGCUCCACGCAGGGGGGCUGAAGGUGACGGAUGCCGUGGUGCUCAUGGACAGAGAGCAGGGCGGUGUGGAGAUGUUGGCUUCUAAGGGCAUUCGGCUCCAUCCCAUUAUCUCCAUGUUCAAGCUGCUCAACGUGCUGCUGGCAGCCAAGCGCAUCGACGCCAAAACAGCGCAGAGCGUCCGCGAGUUCAUCGUGGACAACAACACUUUCAGCCCCAAGAAAGAGAACAGCAAUGGAGUUUCUGCAACCAAAAAACUGUGUUUGGAGCAGAAGAUGGAGCUGAGCUACGCAGAGAGAGCCAAACUACCAAACGUCCACCCUCUGGCGGCGAAGCUGCUGAACAUCAUGGAGGAGAAGAGCUCCAACCUGUGUGUGUCCUUAGACCUGACAAGCAGCGAGGAGCUCCUGCAGCUCGCCGACUCCCUGGGCCCCCUCGUCUGCAUCCUGAAGACCCACGUAGACAUCCUGAAGGACUACACAGCGGAUUUCACUCAGAAACUGCAGGCUCUGGCUGAGAAACACAACUUCCUCAUCUUCGAAGAUCGCAAGUUCGCUGACAUUGGAAACACAGUCAAGCAUCAGUAUGAUGGUGGUGUGUACCAGAUUUCGUCCUGGUCCCACAUAGUGAAUGCCCACGUGGUGCCGGGCCCUGGGGUGGUGCAGGGCCUCGGUGCUGUAGGGAAGCCUCUGGGCCGUGGCUGCUUGCUCAUAGCACAGAUGAGCUCCCAGGGAUCUCUGGCUACUGGGGAGUACACCCAGGCUGCGCUGAAGAUGGCCGAGGACCACUCAGACUUUGUGAUUGGCUUCAUCUGUGGCUCUAAGAUCACAAAGAGGCCAGAGUUCAUCCACAUGACCCCCGGGGUGCAGAUGAAGGCUGGAGGUGAUGGGUUGGGCCAGCAGUACACCACGCCAGAGGAAGUCCUCUGCAACAAAGGCUCUGAUGUCAUCAUCGUGGGCCGCGGUAUCCUGGAGGCCUCUGAUAGGCAGACAGCCGCUGAAUCAUACAGGAAGUGCGGCUGGCAGGCGUACACAAAGAGACUUUGCCAGAGCGACCAAUAGGAGUUAGGGAGGCAUCAAUAUGUUUUAUUUUUAACUUAACCUGCCGCAAUUAAGGAUCUCUGUGGGAUGAACUUCUCUUUUUCAUUUCCGAGGAACACCAGGGUUCACUAGUUGUAUACAUAGAAACAUAUGUAGACUUUUGCAGGACGUACCUGGCUGCUGUGGGGAUUUGGACACUUUACUUUGGAGCUAAUGUUAAUGCACUCUUUUGAUUCUGUUACGCUGCUUUACCGGUGUUCUUCUGAUUCCUUCCUAUGAAUAAACUGCAAAUCUCGGGGCAGGUCUAGACAUAUUUGGGGAAAUGUUUCAGUAUUAUCAGGUGUAUUAUUUAGAAUAGGUACGUUUUUUUUUUUUUGUUUGCUGUUCAACUCCCAAUUUCCCUGAUGGCAAUUGUGUUAAAUCUGAAGUUUGAGGUGUCAUUUCCUUGACAAAGACUAUAGCUUUUCUUCAUCACAAACCUGCCAUUCCUGAGUAUCCCUUCAUAUAAUUGCCAAAAUAUU
This is a messenger RNA of Notothenia coriiceps (black rockcod), 2037 nucleotides long. It is a transcript of the gene umps, whose product is annotated as uridine monophosphate synthetase. The record is from RefSeq and is a predicted model, not a curated record. The coding region runs from base 74 to 1537 and encodes 487 amino acids. Gene Ontology annotation, biological process: 'de novo' UMP biosynthetic process; 'de novo' pyrimidine nucleobase biosynthetic process. NCBI's taxonomy places the organism in Eukaryota, Metazoa, Chordata, Actinopteri, Perciformes, Nototheniidae. Gene Ontology annotation, molecular function: orotidine-5'-phosphate decarboxylase activity; orotate phosphoribosyltransferase activity. The transcript has 10 exons.